UCUGGGUAAAGUGCGCCCGGUAUCCGCCCAUAUUCGCUUGAAGGAGGCCAACCUGAGCAGCUAGGCCGGACGCUGGAUCAAAUGGAAAGUUCAAUCGAUUAAAUUGCCCACUUUUUCGCAUGUUCCCACUUGCUUCUUAUACGAGGUAGACCGACUUAAAUGCGGGUGUUUCGGUGUGAAAUAGGAAAUGCAGAGAUCGUGUGAAACGAGAGGAUUAUCAGCUUGACUUAUUUGGUCGCUACUUCGGACGCGGAACUCCACUCGCUAAAAGGUGAAUCAUGACAGAAUAUAAGUUGGUAGUGGUGGGAGCUGGUGGCGUUGGCAAGAGCGCACUUACGAUUCAACUCAUCCAGAAUCACUUUGUGGAUGAAUAUGAUCCCACCAUCGAGGACUCUUACAGAAAGCAGGUCGUGAUCGAUGGAGAGACGUGUCUGCUGGACAUCCUGGACACUGCAGGUCAGGAGGAGUACAGUGCCAUGAGGGAUCAGUACAUGAGGACCGGGGAGGGCUUCCUCUGUGUCUUUGCCAUCAACAACACCAAGUCCUUUGAGGACAUUCACCACUAUAGAGAACAGAUUAAGCGAGUGAAGGACUCCGAGGACGUCCCCAUGGUGCUGGUGGGGAACAAGUGUGACCUCCCGUCCCGGACAGUGGACACAAAGCAGGCUCAGGACUUAGCACGCAGCUACGGCAUUCCCUUUAUCGAGACCUCAGCCAAAACCAGACAGAGAGUGGAAGAUGCCUUUUACACUCUGGUACGGGAGAUCAGACUGUACCGGCUCAAUAAGCUCAGCAAAGAAGAAAAGACUCCGCGCUGUGUCAAGCUUAAAAAGUGUGUUGUGAUGUGAAAGGGGGCGUUGAUGAUGCCUUUUACACAUUAGUGCGAGAAAUCCGGAAGCAUAAGGAGAAGAUGAGCAAGGAGGGCAAAAAGAAGAAAAAGAAGUCCAAGACAAAGUGUACACUUAUGUGAAUGACCACCCCUUUUCAAGACAGACAAAAAAAAGAA
Etheostoma cragini (Arkansas darter) is the source of this 1006-nucleotide messenger RNA. It is a transcript of the gene kras, whose product is annotated as v-Ki-ras2 Kirsten rat sarcoma viral oncogene homolog. The transcript is spliced from 6 exons. Lineage: Eukaryota; Metazoa; Chordata; Actinopteri; Perciformes; Percidae. Bases 279 to 848 code for a protein of 189 amino acids. The record is from RefSeq and is a predicted model, not a curated record. Gene Ontology annotation, molecular function: GTPase activity; GTP binding; GDP binding. Gene Ontology annotation, cellular component: plasma membrane. Gene Ontology annotation, biological process: Ras protein signal transduction.